UUGUCCCCUCGUGUGUAGUGAGUACCGAAGUGAUUUGUAUGGGCGUGACCUCCUCCUACUUCAGUGUGGGAACAAUACAGAAAGAACCAGGACGUCGGUAGGCGCUUAGACAGCCGUGGUGGGACUUAGAAAUUACGAGUACAUUCCACACUGUGGUGCUUAGUUGUUCAUUCGUUAAUUGAGUGUAAUUAGUGUGUGUAUGUGUGUUCUUUUUUUCUCUCCCCCAACUGGGCCAAGUCAAUCAGCAUUAGCUCUAGAAUAGCUUGGCUGACUAAGGUUUACAUGGAGUCAAGGUAGCAGCAGGAUCGUGACGGUGGCAGCAGUGGACGUUACAAGAGAUUGGCGCUUGAUUCCAGUAAAUAAUGUGUUCCUUCUAACAUUGGGUAGAUUUAAGGAACAGAAAGAAAAAAAUUGAAAUCAAAACUGGAGCGGGAAAAGUAAAAAGCUACACUAGAACAUUCGAGUACACGAUUGAAGAAGUCACUAAAAAAAAAAAGGAUUAUAUAUUUAUAGUAAAUAUAUUUUAUUUGCAUAUUGAGAGAAUUAUCUCCCUGAAAGUGUUAAGAACGUUGGAAGCUACGACUGCCUGAUGACUGAAUAUAAGUUGGUUGUGGUUGGAGCGGGUGGUGUUGGAAAGAGUGCCUUGACCAUACAACUCAUACAAAACCACUUUGUGGAAGAGUAUGAUCCAACAAUUGAGGAUUCUCAUCGAAAGCAGGUUGUUAUUGAUUCCGAGACUUGCCUGUUGGACAUUCUGGACACAGCUGGUCAGGAAGAAUACAGUGCAAUGAGGGACCAGUAUAUGCGAACAGGUGAAGGCUUUCUGUGUGUUUUUGCAGUAAACAACACAAAAUCAUUCGAGGAUAUCAACCAAUAUCGAGAACAGAUAAAACGAGUGAAAGAUGCUGAUGAAGUCCCUAUGGUGUUGGUUGGUAAUAAAGUGGAUCUUUCUACUCGAACAGUAGACACAAAGCAGGCAAAGCAAAUGGCUGAAAGUUAUGGAAUCCCUUAUGUUGAGACCUCAGCCAAGACACGACAAGGUGUUGAUGAAGCAUUUUAUACACUAGUUAGAGAAAUAAGAAAAUAUAAAGAGAAGAAAGGCAAGAACAAAAAGAAGCGACGCCGAUUUCCCUGUGUCCUUUUGUGAGGUUUUUUUUUUCCCAGACAUUUCAGUCAGUGACAGUUGACUUGGCAAACUUUACUGUUUCCUCUUUAUCUUGAUGGAGAAAUUUACUUAAAUUUUGGGGUCUUUCUUAUUUUUGUACUCUAUGGAUCAAUGUCCCAUUGCAAUUUUGAAGAAUGUAGUUAACACCCAUGUCAUGUCUUCUACAAAUUGUUUUGAAUUAGGUUAGCAAUUAAGCUCCUUCAAUUCUGUCAUUUCAUUAAACCCGUGAUUAUCUUUUCUUUUUUUUUUUUUUUAUUACCAAGUGCUGUCCUAAUUUUCAUUGGGUUUAAAUAAUUUUUUUGUUGAUUCAAUUCUUAUUAAUUUGUUUUUCCUGUAAAGGUACACAAAUGCUCUUUUGUUUUUAUAGGGUUUAAAUUUUGUCCUUAUUUGUGUGUGUGUGUGUGUGUGUGUGCGUGUAUAUAAUUAUAUAUAUAUACAUGUAUGUAU
Messenger RNA from Octopus sinensis (East Asian common octopus), 1612 nucleotides. RefSeq names its product GTPase HRas. The coding region runs from base 590 to 1147 and encodes 185 amino acids. Gene Ontology annotation, cellular component: plasma membrane. Gene Ontology annotation, molecular function: GDP binding; GTP binding; GTPase activity. Lineage: Eukaryota; Metazoa; Mollusca; Cephalopoda; Octopoda; Octopodidae. The record is from RefSeq and is a predicted model, not a curated record. Gene Ontology annotation, biological process: Ras protein signal transduction; epidermal growth factor receptor signaling pathway. The transcript is spliced from 9 exons.